Messenger RNA from Folsomia candida, 1360 nucleotides. RefSeq names its product 1,5-anhydro-D-fructose reductase. Gene Ontology annotation, cellular component: cytosol. The transcript is spliced from 7 exons. Gene Ontology annotation, molecular function: aldose reductase (NADPH) activity. NCBI's taxonomy places the organism in Eukaryota, Metazoa, Arthropoda, Collembola, Entomobryomorpha, Isotomidae. The record is from RefSeq and is a predicted model, not a curated record. Bases 140 to 1165 code for a protein of 341 amino acids.
AAUCACAAUCAAUCGAUGAUGAAAUAAAAAGCGAUGAGAUUUCUGUUGCUUGCUUCACUAUGCAAAUAUUUGUUGGUCAUUUUCUAACCAACUUUUCUCUAUACCGGACUGGGGCAGUAUUUUGCAAUAAUCUACAAAAAUGAGUAAUAUUGUGAUAGAAGGAAAAAGCAAGACUAAGUUCAUCACGAUGAACAAUGGUCUUAAGAUGCCAUUAGUAGGAUUGGGAUCAUGGCAGUCUGACAAUCCCGAAGAGAUUGAAUUGGCUUUGGAGAAAGCACUUGAAGCAGGAUAUCGUCACUUUGACACCGCCACGUUAUACAAAAAUGAAGACAGCUUGGGCAAAGUUUUCCGGAGAUGGCUUGAUCAAGGGAAAGUUAAACGCGAAGAGCUUUUCAUUGUGACAAAGCUCCCCUGGAACGCUAUGCGCCCUGAUCUGGUCGAAAAGUUUCUGAAAAGUUCUCUCGCACGAUUACAAGUAAAGUACGUCGAUUUAUACUUAACGCACUGGCCAAUCGGUCUCAUCUACACAAGCGACGACGACCUUAUUCCCAUGAAGGAUGGCAAAAUUAUGUACGAUAAAACCACAGAUAUCGAAGCCGUAUGGAAGGCGAUGGAAGCACAAGUUGACGCCGGCCUAGCAAAGUCGAUCGGUAUUUCAAAUUACAAUAUCAAACAGGUGGAGAGGAUCAUGAAAAUGGCUAGAAUUCCACCAGCUAAUCAACAAGUCGAAGUGCAAACUUAUUUCCAAAACAAGGCAUUACGUCAAGUUUGUGAAAAAUACAACAUUUCAGUGUGUGCGUACGGACCAUUGGGGUCACCGGGACGGAAGACCUAUAGUUUCACUGGAAUAGAAUUUAACAUCCCCGACCUGAUGGACGACCCAGUGGUGAAAGACAUUGCGAAGAAACAUAGCAAGACGCCAGGACAAAUCCUACUAAAAUUUCUUGUGCAACAAAACAUUGCAGUUAUUCCUAAAAGCACAAAUCCUGAAAGGCUGAAGAUGAACAUUAACAUAUUCGACUUUGAGCUAACACAAGUUGACAUGCGGAGACUGGAGGGACUCGACAAAGGGGAGGCUGGGAGAUCAUUUCCUGGAUUUACAGAUAUGAAGGAACACCCGGAAUGUCCUUGGUUUAUGGAGAAAGUUUCCACACCGAGGAGAUAAAUCCACUAUAAUUUGCAAGCAAUGUGAUAACAUAUUAUGCAUAUCCUCUGCAAAUGCAUCAGUUUUAUGAAUAAAAGCUGCUCAAUUAAAGUAACAUGUCAUAGAGCAACGUAUCAAUUAAGCAUGAUGAAUGACCCGUUAUUUGUUACACCUGCUAUGUAAACCAAAUGGAGUAAUAAAUAGUUAAGUGCCCGG